AUGCACAAACUCAUCUUGAUACAAGCGCUCAACGAUCACAAUUGUCUCGUAUCGAGUGAAUCGCACGAAUCUAAAAUCGUUCUAUUGAAGAUGCAAUGGCGAAUGCCUCACGUAGUGUUAAACGAUAUUAAUAAAUUAGCGCUAUUACGCACAUUGGACAGCGGAAGAUAUCUGAGCGUCGCUUUUCGUUCGUGGGAUCUAUACGAGUUUCCGCUUCUGCAGAGCACGACCAAACACUCCUGGGCUCUUAAAGCGGCAACGCAGCUCGAGAAAUCGCGAUACGUUAUCUUCGCGCUGCAAUCCGGAAGGAAGAAUGUUCUGUCUCAGGAUCCCUCCAUGUUCGACGAUUGUAAACUAACCAAUGUCAAAUUGUAUCUUAAUUCGGAUUUUUAUUCUUAUGACGACAUGAAUCUAAAUUUCGAAAAAAAUAAAAUCGCGGUACUAUACGACAAGUACUCAAAAUUUCGAAAAACGUAUAACGGAUGCAAUAAAGACAAAGCGCUCUUUAAUUUGGCCAAAUUUAAAACGUUCGGUCCGAUAGUAGUCAUCGACUGUUCUCGACAGAACGAAUCCAUUAAGAGCGCCACCGUGGACAUUCGUAUAGAGUUCGACUGCAAGGAGAACGUUUCCUCUAACACCACAGCCUAUUGUCUCAUUAUUCACGAUCGAGUGAUAGAAUAUAAUCCGCUCACCAACGUAGUAUGCAGAAUCGUGUAG
Messenger RNA from Cataglyphis hispanica, 717 nucleotides. RefSeq lists its product as uncharacterized. NCBI's taxonomy places the organism in Eukaryota, Metazoa, Arthropoda, Insecta, Hymenoptera, Formicidae. The record is from RefSeq and is a predicted model, not a curated record. The transcript has a single exon. Bases 1 to 717 code for a protein of 238 amino acids.